AUGGCGGCGCUGGCGAGGAUUUUGCGGUUGCAGACGCGAUUCAUUUCAACACAAUCAUUCCAAUAUGAUCGCUACCCCAUCCUUCGAGCUUCCUCUCGGCAUUCUUCGAUUAAUACAAUAUUAAACAGAUAUGGAUUUCUUAAAAGGGGGGUCUCGACGCAGACAAAUCCAAAUAAACACGUUUGUGAAGAUGUAGAAAAUAAUGAAGUCGAUGCCUUGAAGUCUAGCGCAAACUCAGAUAAUGUCCCUACAUCCAUGAGCAUUACAGAGAACUCUGCCAUAAAGUUUUCAGCUAAUUCAAAUUUGAAAACAUCCUCAAGGCACGAUCUUGCUAUGAUUUUCACCUGCAAGGUCUGUGAAACGAGGUCCAUUAAGACAGUUUGUCGUGAAUCAUAUGAGAAAGGUGUAGUUGUAGCAAGAUGCGGUGGAUGUAAUAAUCUUCACUUGCUUGCGGAUCAUCUCGGAUGGUUUGGCGAACCAGGAAGCAUUGAGGACUUCCUGGCUACUCGGGGAGAAGAAGUUAGAAGAGGGUCAGUUGAUACACUAAAUCUUACAUUGGAAGAUAUAGCUGGAAAACAAUCUUGA
This is a messenger RNA of Lathyrus sativus (Indian pea), 585 nucleotides long. NCBI's taxonomy places the organism in Eukaryota, Viridiplantae, Streptophyta, Magnoliopsida, Fabales, Fabaceae. The record is from the annotation of a GenBank genome assembly.